AUGCGAACCAGCGGGUCUCAUUUGGCUCAUUCUAUACUUGAUGCGACCAUGCGCCAAGCCUUCGCGGGAUGCACGGAAUCCCUGAUGCUGGACGAGAUUCGGCGAUGGAUCCAGCGUAACAAAGAACGUGGAACUCCAUCGGAUUUCCAGUACAACACCGAUGAUAG
Dicrocoelium dendriticum is the source of this 167-nucleotide messenger RNA. Lineage: Eukaryota; Metazoa; Platyhelminthes; Trematoda; Plagiorchiida; Dicrocoeliidae. The record is from the annotation of a GenBank genome assembly.